Setaria italica (foxtail millet) is the source of this 808-nucleotide messenger RNA. RefSeq lists its product as uncharacterized. The transcript is spliced from 2 exons. Lineage: Eukaryota; Viridiplantae; Streptophyta; Magnoliopsida; Poales; Poaceae. The record is from RefSeq and is a predicted model, not a curated record. Bases 65 to 520 code for a protein of 151 amino acids.
CGAGCCCUGUUCAAAACCACAGCGAGCGCCGUUCAACAGCUCGAAAAAAUAUCUUUUCUUAUCCAUGGAGGCAGCUGCGCUCACGAUACGCUCCACCGCCCAGCGUCCCGCCGCGGCCGCUGCUGCUCCUGCGCAUGGCCACCGGAGAGCCGCAGCGGCCGUGGCGCGCCGGCGCCGGGCGCCGUGCGGCAGCAGGCUGCGGGCUUUGCCGCCGGAGCUCAGCGAGAUCCUCAGCCCCAAGCUGGUGCCAGGCUCGCCGUCCGACACCGGCGACGUCUCGUCGCUCAUCCCAGUCAGUGUUCUGAUGCUGCUCUUCUACUUCGUGUCCAACUGGGUGGUGCCCGAGUUGCUCAUGAAGCGCCUCCAGUCCAAGGCCGAGGACCAGGAGGCAUCAGCAGCCGCAUCCAUGUCCUUCUCCGGGGACGACACCGACGGGCAAACGGACGGCGACGCCUCCCGCCCUAAAAUCCGGCUCAAGGUGAAGAAGAAGAAGAACAGGAAAGCGUCCGUGGAGGUUUAGGAUGCGCACACAUUUUAAACCCAUGGAGGCUUCUCUGUUGAAUACUACAGUCUACAAAGUAUCACCAGACAUCAGAAUAAGUUAGCAAUCAAACAGUCUCUGAAGGAAACAAGAAUAUAUGCUACAGUAGUAUUUUAGAGCCAUCUGAUAUAUAUUCAUAUUGUACUUGCUGUCUUCUGAAUGGAAGUAACACGGUUAUUGUUUAUGCCAUGUCCAUGGAUGAUGGGCGCUACUGCUCUCUGCAAUUAUGUUAUAAAAAAAACUGCUAUCUGCAGUGUGUAUCAGUAA